AAUAGCGGUUGGGUUGUUUUAAACAUAUCAGAAUGACCAAAGAGAAGCGACACCGGAGGAGGCCGUCACCGGAGCGCGAGCCCAACGUUCAGAUAAAGCAGGAGCAACUGAGCCCCGUUAGGCCACAGACAUCCCGCCGCUCGAGGUCGAGAUCCAGCGGCGCCUCGAGUCCACCGAGGCGGCGAGCGAGCAGGUCCCCCGCCCGGCCGAGGGAGCGUUCCCCGGGCAGGAGAGAGACGUCUCCCGUCAGACGAGGCAGCAGAUCUCCCAGAACCAGGCGGAGCCGCUCCCCCCCUCACCGCGGGGCCGACGGCAAAGUAAAGCGGGAGCGGGAGGAGCACCGGGCUGGCGGCGAUGAGCGGCGGCGGCGGCGAGGCGAUCAGCCGGAGGAGAGGCGGAGCAGGUGGGAAUCCGACAGACCGCGGGAGAGUGGGCGAGAACGGCCGAGGGAGCGAGGAGGCGGCGGCGGUGGAGGAGGCGGCGGCGGUGGAGGAGGCGGCGCGUUCGCCUCUCAGCAUGCCGACAGGCAGCAGCACAACGAGCGGCGGCGGGAAAACCGCCAGCGCCGGGAAGAAACCCAAGAACCGCAUCUGGGAGAGCCCGAAGGAGCGGGCGACCCACCUGCAGAGAAAGAGAAGCCCAACUUUAAACUUUCAGGGGCGCUGACCGAGGAUACAAACACAUUCCGGGGGGAGGUGAUCAAGUACAACGAGCCCCCCGAGGCUCGCAUUCCAAAGCGCAGGUGGCGGCUGUACCCUUUCAAGAACGACGAGGCCCUUCCCGUCAUGUACAUUCACAGACAGAGUGCCUAUUUGUUGGGGCGUCAGCGAAAAAUCGCCGACAUCCCCAUUGACCACCCAUCCUGCUCCAAGCAACACGCCGUAUUCCAGUAUCGACUGAUGGCGUUCACGCGAGCAGACGGCACCAGCGGCCGCAGGGUAAGGCCGUACAUCAUCGACCUGGGUUCUGGCAACGGCACCUACCUGAACAAUCAGCGCAUCGAAGGCCAGCGCUACUACGAGCUCAAGGAAAAAGACGUCAUCAAGUUUGGCUUCAGCAGCCGCGAGUACGUCCUCCUGCACGAGUUUUCAGAUACAACCGAGGUGGACGCCAAGGCGGAGGGGGAAGAGGACGACGACGAGGGCCUCGACGAGUGAAUGGCUUCCGUGAGCUGCGUCACCAGAGUUCCUUCACAUGGUCAAACGUCUCCAUCAAACGGAAGGGAGCCGGUAAAUGUGGGACUUUCAUACUAGAACACGGCCGGUUUGUAUACUCUGUAAUUACCGAACGAUUGCUUAAACCUGCCACAACUGUCUCGAAGAAGACUCCCUACUCUCAGGUCGAUUGUGUAACGUCUGUGUGACUCAAAACUUCCGACAUCCGACAGUGCUCACAACACAACGUGCUCUGUGCCAGAUGAAAAACUCGCUAAAUACAAUAGUUAAUUAUAUAUUUUUGGAUUCAGUUCAAAGUCUAGCAGGAGGCCAAUCUUUUGUCCACGUCCCAGCUGUAAAUGUCAACGUACGAUACGUGGAAUGUGAAUCGCAUUAUUGUCUAGAGUAAACCAAUACAGACACACAACCUGUAAUCAUAUUGCCUUUUUUUGCUUUGGUAGUGCCGGGAAAAAAUAGUUGAUGCUGUAAUGUGCUUCCCAUCAACGCUGUAUGUAUUCCCAUUUUUAUUUUUGUUUGUUUGUUCUGAAGACGAAAGCAUUUGUGUACUGUAAAUAAAGACAGUGGGAAUUUGCA
Molecule: messenger RNA, 1748 nt
Organism: Gasterosteus aculeatus aculeatus (three-spined stickleback)
Lineage: Eukaryota; Metazoa; Chordata; Actinopteri; Perciformes; Gasterosteidae
Gene: snip1
Product: Smad nuclear interacting protein
Molecular function (GO): protein binding
Source: RefSeq, a predicted model, not a curated record